AAUGCAUUAUUCUUCUCCACAGAAAACAGCAUCGCCAUCUACUCGGCCACAUCGCGAGGACGCAUGCAGCUCAUUUAUGGCGGGCAGCCGUUCAUCUUUGAGAAAACGCUGAAGUUGUCGUCGGGCGAGGAGAAGCGUUUCUGGCGCUGCAAUCAGUGGUGGAAUCAGAAGUGCCGCUCACGUGUGUUCACAGUCAAUGAUAUUGUCUUUCCGCUGAAUCGUUUCCACACGCACGAGGAGAUUGUGCGACGCAAGAAAAGAGUUCGUCGCGUGCCGCUCGAGUCCGAGGGAGUUGCCUCCAAGGUUGUGUCUAGCAUCAGUCGGCAGCAACAGCAGGCGACACAACAGCAACAGCAGCAGCAGCAGCAACACCAAGAGAUGCAAGAGCAGCUGGCGAGCGAUGCAAUGCUGACAACCACAUUGGAGGAUGAAUCGCCGGCCACGAUUGAUGUGAACGAGCUGGGCAUGCACCUGAAGUACGAGGAAAUAGUGGCCGAUGUUACACGCAUUGAGGGCUCCAAUCGCGUGGCCACGCGCCGGAAGUGAGAUGCAAUUUCGCACCAACUCGUACUCGUAGAUUUAAUUUGAUUUUAGGGAACACACGCUAGGACCUAGAACCUACACUACAUUCAAUAUAUGGCAAACAUUUCAGCUUCUAGCAUACACACAGUACAUAUACUUAUGAUUAAACUCUCUUCUAAUAAACAUUUAAAAGCCUUUGACAGUAAA
Molecule: messenger RNA, 729 nt
Organism: Drosophila subobscura
Lineage: Eukaryota; Metazoa; Arthropoda; Insecta; Diptera; Drosophilidae
Exons: 1
Source: RefSeq, a predicted model, not a curated record